CGCGCCCGGCAGCCCCGGGCCCGGCGCUCUCCCGCCCGGUGCGGGUCCGGGCCCGGGCUCGGCGCGGCGCGGCUCGGCCCGCCGCAGGGAGGAUGGGGCAGCCGCGGAGUCCGGCGAGCGGCAGCGGCCCGGCGGCGCAAUGACCGGCGAGAAGAAGAAGAAGAAGCGGCUCAACCGCAGCGUCCUGCUGGCCAAGAAGAUCGUCAUCCGGGACGGGGCCGGCCGCCAGGGGAUCGGAGAGCCCAGCGUGUACCACGCCGUGGUGGUGAUCUUCCUGGAGUUCUUUGCCUGGGGGCUGCUGACCACACCCAUGCUGACGGUGUUGCAUCAGACUUUCCCUCAGCACACCUUCUUGAUGAAUGGCCUGAUCCAUGGAGUCAAGGGUCUGCUUUCUUUUCUAAGUGCCCCGCUGAUUGGUGCUCUCUCUGAUGUCUGGGGCAGGAAAUCCUUCCUCCUCCUCACUGUCUUCUUCACCUGUGCACCAAUUCCCCUUAUGAAGAUCAGUCCUUGGUGGUACUUUGCUGUCAUUUCCAUGUCUGGAGUCUUUGCUGUCACCUUUUCUGUGAUCUUUGCUUACGUUGCUGACAUCACCCAGGAGCAUGAACGCAGCACUGCCUACGGCUUGGUGUCAGCCACCUUCGCUGCCAGCCUGGUCACGAGCCCGGCGAUUGGAGCUUACCUUUCUGAGGCCUAUGGUGACACCUUGGUGGUUGUGCUGGCUUCAGGGGUGGCUUUGCUGGACAUUGGUUUCAUCCUGCUGGCUGUGCCAGAGUCCCUGCCAGAGGAGAUGCGCCCUGUCUCCUGGGGAGCCCCAAUCUCCUGGGAGCAAGCAGAUCCCUUUGCUUCCCUGAGGAAAGUGGGUCAGGAUUCCACGGUGCUGCUGAUCUGCAUCACUGUCUUUCUCUCCUACCUUCCUGAAGCUGGCCAGUACUCCAGCUUUUUCCUCUACCUGAGACAGGUCAUUGGCUUCUCCUCAGAGACUGUGGCAGCCUUUAUCGGUGUGGUUGGCAUUCUCUCUAUACUGGCACAGACGGUGGUGCUGGGGAUUCUGAUGCGUUCCAUAGGGAAUAAAAACACCAUCCUGCUGGGCCUGGGCUUCCAGAUCCUGCAGCUUGCCUGGUAUGGCUUUGGGUCACAGCCUUGGAUGAUGUGGGCAGCAGGAGCUGUGGCUGCCAUGUCCAGCAUCACCUUCCCAGCCAUCAGUGCCAUGGUGUCCAGGAAUGCAGAUCCUGACCAGCAGGGUGUGGUGCAGGGGAUGAUCACUGGAAUCCGGGGGCUGUGCAAUGGCCUGGGCCCAGCACUCUAUGGCUUUGUCUUCUAUCUCUUCCACGUGGAGCUGAACGAGAUGGCAGAGGUGGAGACCUUGGGUAAGGCCUCCAAACCCAACAUGGCCAACCCCACAGAUGAGAGCAGCAUUAUCCCAGGGCCUCCAUUCCUCUUUGGGGCCUGCUCUGUCCUGCUGUCGCUCCUGGUGGCCUUGUUCAUUCCUGAGCACAACCUGACCCUGAGAGCAGGAGGCCACAAGAAGCACAGCAACGGAGCCCAGACCCACAGCCACGGCCCCCAGGCUGCAGGCUCAGAGGGCAAGGAGCCCCUGCUGGAAGACAGCAGUGUGUGAGGGUGGGAGAGAAAGACCUGGCUCCUGUCUCAGCUCCAGAGCAAGGAUGGACUCAGCAAGUGGGAGUUUGGGAUGAGAGGGCUGGGGGAGAGACCUGAGGUGACAAACUGUACCCACUAAGAGCCAGUGAGGAGGGACAGGGCUUCCCUUCAAGCCAAACACACCCAGCUGGUGCAGAAAGGGGCUUGUGCCACCUGGUGCUGGUGGAAAGGGGAGAUGCUG
This is a messenger RNA of Dryobates pubescens (Downy woodpecker), 1840 nucleotides long. Its product is annotated as hippocampus abundant transcript 1 protein. Gene Ontology annotation, cellular component: membrane. Gene Ontology annotation, biological process: transmembrane transport. Lineage: Eukaryota; Metazoa; Chordata; Aves; Piciformes; Picidae. Bases 140 to 1618 code for a protein of 492 amino acids. The record is from RefSeq and is a predicted model, not a curated record. Gene Ontology annotation, molecular function: transmembrane transporter activity. The transcript is spliced from 12 exons.